Messenger RNA from Purpureocillium lilacinum, 378 nucleotides. RefSeq lists its product as uncharacterized. Gene Ontology annotation, molecular function: deaminase activity. The record is from RefSeq and is a predicted model, not a curated record. Gene Ontology annotation, cellular component: cytosol; mitochondrion. Lineage: Eukaryota; Fungi; Ascomycota; Sordariomycetes; Hypocreales; Ophiocordycipitaceae.
AUGGCGGACCAGACCAACAUCUUCACCAAGGAGGCCCCGGCCCCUGUCGGCCCUUACUCCCAGGCCGUCAAGACCCCCCACGCCAUCUACUGCUCCGGCCAGAUCCCCCUCACCCCCGAGGGCACCAUGGUUGAGGGAACCAUCGCCGACAAGACCCGCCAGUGCUGCACGAACCUCGAGGCCGUCCUCAAGGAGGCCGGCUCCUCCAUCCCCAAGGUCGUCAAGUGCAACAUCUUCCUCUCCUCCAUGGACCACUUUGCCGAGAUGAACUCGGUCUACGAGCAGUUCUUCACCCACAAGCCUGCCCGCAGCUGCGUCGCCGUCAAGACUCUCCCCAAGAACGUCGACGUCGAGAUUGAGGCUGUUGCCCUGCCCUAG